CUUUAGCCUCGUUUUGACAUACGGUGCCCUAUUCAGCUGCUCUUGCCCCUCGUUCUAUGACGACAGCCCCCCCUACCAAGUUUUAUUCGUAGGGGAAGCCUCUGAGCAACUGAGGGCAAAAUGAAGGCAGGAAGCUUCAAGUGCUGCCGCCACAGAGCAUGCUCUGAUCUUUGGAGCAUGCUCAGUUGGAGCAAGGUCUGAGUUUUUGAGGAGUAGGACACGCCACGCCGGUUCCCUAACGCUUAUUCCUUCCUGGUGCUGGACAGUGGCUGAGGAAGCAAGCCCAGGUGAGCGAGAGGUGUAGAGAGGAAAGUACCCGCCUCUUGAGUCGGGGAUCGGGGCGCCCAAGAAUGCCUAAGAAGAAGACAGGUGCUCGCAAGAAGGCCGAAAGCCGUAAAGAACGUGAAAAACAAAUAAGAGCUUCAAAAGGCAACAUAGAUUUGGCUAAACAUCCCUGCAAUGCUUCAAUGGAAUGUGAUAAAUGCCAAAGACGACAGAAAAACAGAGCUUUUUGCUACUUUUGCAGCUCAGUUCAAAAGUUGCCCAUUUGUGCUCAGUGUGGAAAGACAAAAUGUAUGAUGAAAUCUUCAGACUGUGUCAUAAAACAUGCCGGUGUGUACAGCACUGGUCUGGCAAUGGUGGGGGCCAUUUGUGAUUUCUGUGAAGCUUGGGUUUGCCAUGGCAGGAAAUGUCUCAGCACACAUGCUUGUAUCUGCCCUCUUGCAGAUGCUGAAUGCAUCGAGUGUGAGAGAGGAGUCUGGGACCAUGGAGGCCGAAUAUUCAGCUGCUCUUUCUGCCAUAAUUUCCUCUGUGAAGAUGAUCAGUUUGAACAUCAGGCCAGUUGCCAGGUUCUGGAAGCCGAGACCUUUAAAUGUGUUUCCUGUAAUCGACUUGGGCAGCAUUCAUGUCUCCGUUGUAAGGCUUGUUUCUGUGAUGAUCACACACGGAGCAAGGUUUUCAAGCAGGAAAAGGGACGAGAGCCUCCCUGCCCCAAGUGCGGACAUGAGACACAGGAGACGAAGGACCUGAGCAUGUCAACACGCUCUCUAAGGUUUGGCCGACAGACAGGAGGAGAAGAGGCUGAUGGGGCUUCUGGCUACGAUGCCUUCUGGAAGAACCUCUCCUCUGGAAAAGAGGAGGAUGCAGGAGACCAUGAUGAGGAAUAUGGUGACUAUGAAGCAGAAGACGAUGAGGAUGAGGAUGACAAUGAAGAAGGAGGGAAGGAUUCCGAAACGGAGACUGCCGAGCUGUUCAGUAACUUGAACUUAGGCAGAACGUAUGCUAGUGGCUAUGCGCACUAUGAGGAAGCUGCUGACUAAGGCUGCCAUCCUAAGCACACUUAACAGGAAAUAAGUCUCCUUGAAGUUGGUGGCAUUUAACAUGCUUAGGGUCUGGCUGUGAGCCAUGCUUAGGGUGGAACUAGCAUUUGAGAGGAACUCUCUGUGUGCUUAGUGAAUGUUAUGUAUGGCACAGAAAUAAUUCAGCUUGGCUUUCAACUAGCAAAUCUUACUAGGAAUUAAAGGGAAUGGGACAUUUGUAGAUCAAGAGAGGCGUUUUGAAUGGCCUGUUUUAUACAUAACAUGGAGGCAGUAUUGAAUCCUAGUUUUGCAUGACCCCCUUUAGUUUCCGGUGUGCACUCUACCCUUUAAUCUGUGCACAAGGGGAGGGGGGAUUCUAGUUCCAAUGCUUGGAGAGACCAAGCCAGGAUCCCUUGUGUCUGAAGCAGAGUAUCCUGGCUUAUUAUAAUUAGGGUUCCUAAACCUGGGAUCCUGGUUUAUUCUGAAACUCUGCUUAGAAUAAGCCAGUAUUGCCUGGUAUGGAUAUAAUGAGAGAUUCUGGCUUGUUGUAAGCUAGCAUUGGAAUUAGAAUUCUUCCUCCCUUUUGCAUGCCCGAGAUUAGGGGACAUUGAGUGAUAUUAGGAUUAAAUCCUUGUUCAGUGUUAUGUCUAAACAGGGCCCCUGGCUAAAGGGAUUGGAGCCUUGAAGGGUGAAAUGGGUGUGGGUACACAUUAGUCCAGAAAACUUGAAGUGGGGGAUUUAACUCAAUGGUCUCCUUCCUAGUCAGAAGUGUGAGAAGGCUAAGGCAGUUCCUGUUUCCAUAUGUUCAUCAGAAAUAAAUUAUUUUUCUUGAGCCAUUUUGAUAGUUCUGUUAUCAUGAUUCAUAAAUUAUAACUAGUGGUGGCAAUUGACAUCUGCUAUUUUUAUAUAUAUUGGAAGCUGUCUCCUGUGGAAAACUAGAUUCCCUCCCACCCCAGCUAUUGAUCCAGCUUGAGCACUUGGGGGAAUGCUUGCUACAAGCUAUUGUAGUUGAAAUAUAAAUUGAAAUUAAAGUUACUUUGACAUUUUUGUAUAAGCAAGACCGAUCAAUAUAUUCCCUUGCAAUGCACUUCUGGAAAAUUAUCAGUUCCUGUCUUUUUUGAAUGCUGUACAUUAAUUGUAGCGUGCACAGCCACUUGCAAUAUGGCCUAAAUAAACUUUUGAUCUUAUAUUUAUCACCAAAAAAAGUCACUGCAUUCUCCUUACCCAAUAAAGUCCAUCAUUCUCUA
Messenger RNA from Hemicordylus capensis (graceful crag lizard), 2545 nucleotides. RefSeq names its product zinc finger protein 330 (gene NOAZFP). The coding region runs from base 351 to 1319 and encodes 322 amino acids. Gene Ontology annotation, molecular function: zinc ion binding. NCBI's taxonomy places the organism in Eukaryota, Metazoa, Chordata, Lepidosauria, Squamata, Cordylidae. Gene Ontology annotation, cellular component: nucleus. The transcript has 10 exons. The record is from RefSeq and is a predicted model, not a curated record.